Molecule: messenger RNA, 1587 nt
Organism: Perognathus longimembris pacificus (Pacific pocket mouse)
Lineage: Eukaryota; Metazoa; Chordata; Mammalia; Rodentia; Heteromyidae
Gene: Znf331
Product: zinc finger protein 331
Exons: 8
Coding region: 1-1587 (528 amino acids)
Biological process (GO): regulation of transcription by RNA polymerase II
Molecular function (GO): RNA polymerase II cis-regulatory region sequence-specific DNA binding; DNA-binding transcription factor activity
Source: RefSeq, a predicted model, not a curated record
AUGUUGGCUGACAAUUACUUCAUUCACUGGGAUAAUGAGUCUGGUCCAAAUGCCAUCAUCUUGACAUUUGAGGACGUGGCUGUGGAGUUCACGCAGGACGAGUGGCAGUGUCUGACCCCAGCUCAGCGGGCUCUGUACAGGGAGGUCAUGCUGGACAACUACAGGAACCUGCUCUCCGUGGAAUUCACACAGAUUCAUGCAGAAGAGAAACCCUACCAGUGCAAAGAUUGUGACAAGUCAUUUAGACAUGUCUCCAGUCUGAAGUUGACAUUUGAGGACGUAGCCAUGGAGUUCUCCCAGGAUGAGUGGCGGUGGCUGACCCCGGCUCAGCGGACUCUGUACAGGGAGGUCAUGCUGGACAACUACAAGAACCUGCUGUCUGUGGAACAGGAUGGGGAGACCUUUGCCGCCCAGCGGCAGCAGGCUCAGCUGCGUGUGGGUGUGGUAGGGCAGUUGACAUUUGAGGACAUGGCUGUGGAGUUCACACAGGACCAGUGGCGGUGCCUGACCCCGGCUCAGCGAGCUCUGUACAGGGAAGUCAUGCUGGACAACUACAGGAACCUGCUGUCCGUGGAUGAGCAGUCUGCAGACACACGGUCCCCUCGUAAUGCAUGUGGGAGAACCUUCAGGAAAUUAUCUGCCCUCACUCUGCACCAGACAAUCCACUGUGAAAAGCAACCCUAUGAAUGUAAAGAAUGCCAGAAAACUUUUCGCUACCCCUGGAAGUUGCAGAGGCAUCAACGAAUCCACACAGGAGAGAAACCUUUCAAGUGUCAGCAGUGUGGCCAGUGCAUUAACCAGCUGUCCAAUUGUAGAAAACAUUUCCAAAUUCACACAGGAGUGAGACCCUACCAGUGCAAAGAUUGUGACAAGUCAUUUAGACAUGUCUGCAGGCUGAAGGAACAUGAUAGAACACACGCUGGGGAGAGGCCAUACCCAUGUCUUGUAUGUGGCAAAGCUUUUCGAAGAUGUUCAAAUCUAAAAAGCCACCAACUGAUCCACACACAAGAAAAAUAUCAUAGAUGCAACGCAUGUGACAAAUCCUUCACGCAGCGUGGGGAUCUGAUCAUCCACCAGCGAAUCCACACUGGAGAGAGACCUUACCAGUGUCCCCACUGUGACAAAUCCUUUAGACAAAUCUCAGCAUCUCUGGAACACCAGAGAAUCCACACCCGGGAGAAGCGUCAUGAGUGCAAAUACUGUGGCAAGGGCUUCUGGUACCUCUCCAAGUUCAAACAACAUGAGAGGUCACACACCAGAGAGAAACCCUACACAUGUGAGCAGUACCACAAAUCCUUCAAACACAGCGUCAGCCUUAGAAGGCACCAGAGAAUCCACACCGAGGAGAAACUUUAUGAGUGCAAACACUGUCGUAAGACUUACCAGGAUCACUCCAACUUAAAAAGUCAUGGGAGGACACACAGAGGAGAGAAACCCUACACAUGUGAACAGUGCCACAAAUCCUUCAAAAACAGCUUCAACCUUAGAAGGCACCAGAGAAGCCACACCAGGGAGAAACCUUAUGAGUGCAAACACGGUGCGAAGGCCUCCAGUCUCCUGGUUCUUGGCUGGAAGAAGUUUGAUUGA